AUGGCUACUGUCGCUGGUCUUCCUGAGUGGAACGGUUCAAUCCCCACCAACGUUUCAGUAACUUCCCGGCUACCAGCGGCGGAUUCGGUAGACGAGCUGGUGGUGACCUGCUCCAUUGGAAUCAUCCUGUCCCUAAUGUUUCUCGUCGGGGUGACGGGGAACAUCUACACGCUGGCGGUGAUGUGUCACACCAUGAGGACGGCCGCCUCCAUGUACAUCUAUAUCAUCAACCUGGCGCUCGCCGAUCUCCUCUACCUCUCCACCAUCCCUUUCAUCGUCUGCACUUACUUCUUGAAAGGCUGGUACUUCGGCGACAUCGGCUGUCGGGUCCUCUUCAGUGUUGACUUCCUCACCAUGCACGCCAGCAUCUUCACCUUGACCGUGAUGAGCACUGAGCGCUACCUGGCCGUGGUCAAACCCCUGGACACGGUCAAGAGGUCCAAAAGUUACAGGAAAGCCAUUGCCCUGGUGAUCUGGUUCGCCUCCUUGCUUCUGGCACUGCCCAUGAUCAUUGCCAUCAGGUUGACCCAAACCCGGGACAAAUAUAUAUGCAUCCCCAGCUGGAGCGCACACGUCUUCGGGAUCUACCUAUGCCUUUUGUUCAUCACCAGUAUCCUAGCCCCUGGGUUAAUCAUUGGCUAUCUCUACAUACGGUUAGCGAGGACAUACUGGGUCUCCCAGGUGACCACUUUCAACGAUAAACAAACCAGGCGCACGCCCAACCAGAAGGUCCUCUACAUGAUCUUUGCCAUCGUCGUGGCCUUCUGGGCUUGUUUCCUACCUUUCUGGGUCUGGCAAAUUAUCCAGCACUACCAGUCCCCUCGCUCAUUGACCCAGGAGGCAAGGAGCCACAUCAACUACCUGAUGACCUGCCUAACUUACAGCAACAGCUGCAUCAACCCGUUCCUCUACACGCUGCUGACCAAGAAUUACAAGGAGUACUUGGGCAACCAGCACAGAGGCAGCGGCUCCUUCCACGGGAGAAGCCACCGCUUCCAGCGCUCCUGCCGUCGCUCCCUGUCCACCAGUAGCCAACAGUACACCGAGUCCAUGACCCUCAGCCAGAUCACGGGGUCAAACAGCAAGUGCAUCGAGACCAGGACGUAA
Molecule: messenger RNA, 1107 nt
Organism: Amblyraja radiata (thorny skate)
Lineage: Eukaryota; Metazoa; Chordata; Chondrichthyes; Rajiformes; Rajidae
Product: urotensin-2 receptor-like
Exons: 2
Coding region: 1-1107 (368 amino acids)
Biological process (GO): neuropeptide signaling pathway; regulation of blood pressure; blood vessel diameter maintenance
Cellular component (GO): plasma membrane
Molecular function (GO): urotensin II receptor activity
Source: RefSeq, a predicted model, not a curated record